UGGAAAUGGAUGACUUGGAGCCUGAACUUCCCACCUCAGACCCAUCUCUCCCAAAUAUUGAUAUCUCUAUCCCUGAUACAGGCUCUAGUGACACACAUGCAUCUCUCUAUGACUCUCUUUUCCCUGAAAGUUUUCCUUCUGACCAGGUGUCCUCCAUUUCUGACCCCAACCUUGAUAAACCAGUCUAUGUUACGGACACUGACUCUGAUCUGCUCCGACCAGACUGCAACACUCGACCAAACCUUGAUGAUAAGUCGGAGCCUUUGUCCUCAGCUCUUCCAGUUCACCUUGAUACUGAGGACACUGGAAACACAGAACUCGUCCUUCCUCAUUCUGAUAUGAACUUUGACAGCUCUGAUCACAUUCUCUCAGACAAUGUCAACCUCAUUUCUAACAUUGUUAGCGUUAGCCAUCCAAGCACUAAGAAUUCCAGUUCUCUUGAAUCUACCUUCUCCAUUGAUGCUUCCGGCUCCUCAACAAUAGCUGAAACAAUGGCUACUGAGACAGGUCAAGAAGCCGAAGUAGAGUUUAUGGAAGAGGAAAAUGGACAUAUUGAGGAGAAUAUGAUGUCCUGUGGUGCAGACAUUGUCAGGGAAAGAUCAAAUGAUGUGUCCACAUUGGCUACUGAGAAAGUUCAAGAAGCAGAGGUGGAGAUGAUGGAAGAGGCCAACAGCAUAGAUUCUUCUAAUGGACAGAUUACGGAACAUAUGCCCUGUGAUGCAGAAGUUGUCAGGGCAAGCUCACAUUAUGUGAUCAUACCAGAGAACAGCAGUGCCAUGGAAGUCACUAUACCAGUCGUCCAUUACAGCAUCCUGGAAGAUUACAUGGAGAAGAGUGGAGUUGAAGAGGUAAAAGCAGAGGAAAUGAAAGGAAUGGGCAAACAAUGGAGGAAUGGGAAUGAAACCAUUGAAGUGGGGUGGAGUGUGGAGUCACUGAAAGAAACGGAAGAAAUGUUAGAAACGAAGGAUAGAGGUCAAGAGAAUGAAGUCCACCAAGAGGAGAAGAGAAACAUUGAGUCCCCAGAAGACAGUGAUGCAGAGAGGCUGGUGCAGGUGGAGGAGAGAGAAACGAGAGAAGUCUGGUCACUGGUAAAAGAAGAGUGGGAGGAUGGGGUGGAACCAGCCCUACCGGUUCAGCAGUUGCACACACUCAUGGAAUGUGAGUCGCCAGCCCUGCCUUCCACCACAGAGCAUCAUGGAGAGGAGAAGGAGGGGUCAUGGAAUAUCCGGAGUGCGGUUACACACGCUUAUCUGGGAACAGAGGCCCGCGCUGAUACACAUACACUCACACAGACCCCAGGCAAGGAAGAGCCACAAGAGGUGGUGGACGAGUCCCGCAGCGCAGAGAAUAAACACACUGCCAUUGACAACAGAGAGAGAGAGGACACACUCACAACACAUAACACACUCACACACACCACAGACAGAGAGGAGAGCAUUUUAGACACACACACAGCAGAGAAAGUGGACUUAGUCACUCGUACUAUUGAGGACACAGGUGCACCGAGCACCCCGAACACAUCCUUUUUCACUGACCAGAAAGCGAAAGUAAAUACCACUAGCACACUCAGUACAGAUGGUGAGAACACAUUCACACUUGACAGAGAAGAGACAGCGACAGACACAGAGUCCAAAACAUACACUGUAAAGAGAGAACACAAAGGGACACUCAGUACUGAGUGGAUAGACAGCAUUGUCACGCAGGACACAGACAUAGCCAGUGCAGAGCCAGUGCCAGAGCAGGUGGCAGUGAAUCCUCCAGUCACAAGAGACACAAUCCUCGACAGACUUCAGAAGAGAGCCAACGGUCUUGCCACUGAGGACACAGAGAGACCCGGUGCAGAGCCAGAGCAGGUGGGAGUGAAGCCGUCAGUCACUGCAGACACACUUCUCAUCUCACUGAGGAACAGAGUCAACUUCCUCAGCCAGCAAGAAGGGUCACUGGAUGCUUCAGCUGUUCUCAGUACAGCUUUAGAACACCCUGAGGGCUCCAAUUCAGAAAAUCAGCAGAUAGUGGCUGAUCUGGAGUCAGACAGCGAGAUGAAAUCAUACAGUUCCACUCUCACUAUAAGACCCUCUCCCACCCUCAAGGGCAUGGACAAAUCAAAACAGGGCUUCCGCAAAGUCUCCCGGGUCACUGACAAUGAAGACAUUGUGGACUACAGUAAAAGCACUAUCAAUGAGCCCAAUAGAACUGAAAGUGACCUAGGUCCAGUCGCACCAGAAUAUAAAGGGAGGGACCGGUACGAGGGGGUGCAAACCACUUUCGACCCCACAGGGGAGUCCUGGCGCUCUGACUCUCAGUCAGAUGAGUCAAGAGUGUCCGCAUACGAUGGACUCUACUCCUCCCUCUCCCCCUCCCUCUCUGUGUACACACAACAACUCGCCUCUCCCGGGCCGCCAUUCCAAGAACCUGUCUUGUCCUCUCUCUCCUCGGAGACACCCGGUUCCCCCGGCUACGGUCGCUGGCUGAGUGACAGAAGCGAAGUUCAGCUGACCCGUGAGAGCAGCGAGCCAGAGACAGGAACAGGCAGGGGGAGUAGGAAGGAGUGGGAGGAGGAGCUAGCCACUGCACCUGCAGGACAGAGAGAGAGGGGGGUAGAGCAAGAGGGGAGGGAGGGAGAGUCUGUGGCAAGGAAGAUAAAGUCAGGCUGUGACUUGUUGUCACUCCCAGUCUCAAACUUCUCCUCGGCAGGUCAGACCAUUGACGACGUGGACUACAGCAGAGGCAGCAGUGACUCCUACUCCGGACAGUACAAGGCCACACGUGUGGAGCUGCUCCCUUCCCCCUCCUCCUCGGACCCUUCCCCCUCUUCCUCUCCCGUGACCCCUGACCCAGGCUCCCCCUAUUACCGCGACAUGGAGAGCCUGGUGGACACCCUGAAGAGCAUGAACCCUAACCUUCCCCAGAGGCAGAGGAGGCUGCGUGGGACCACCGCCCCCUCCAUCUUCACCUCUCUGCCCUCCAUCGAGGAGGACACCCCCAGCUCCAGCCCCACCAAUAUCAAAUCUCCCCAGGUGCCCCCUGGGUCUCUGCUGGAGGGCCCCAACAGCCGCUACAACCUGCCUGCAGACCUAGGCCUCAACUGGGGUGCCCCCAAGGAGAUGCGUUCCCCUCUGGAGUUGAUGAAGCUCCAACAGCAGCAGCAACAGGAGCAGCAGGCUGGGGACCACCAUUGGAACCGUGAAGGCCUCAACCUCCCUCUCCAAGCCUCGGCUCUUAGCAGCAUCGUCAUGAGGAAGAGCUCCUUGGACAGUGACUCUUCUCCAGAGCACUUGCCGUCCCCCCUGCUAAAUGGAGGAAGCAGCAACCAGUCUCCAAACCCCUCGCGCCUAGACAACUCGCUCCUCUACUCCAGCUAUCGUUCAGCAUCGAUUGAUCAACCACAGGAGAACAGCAAGGCCCAUAGCCCAGGCCAGCGGCCCUCUCUGUUCCGUACGGGCUCCCUACCGGACAUAGGGCCUAACCAGGACCACAUUAGCUCAGGGCCUGGUAUGGGCCUGGCUGGUGGGCCUAGGAGCAGACUUGGAUUUGAAUCUGGAGUUGGAACUGGAACAGGAACUGACCCUUCAACCCCCUUCCGCUACGAACGUUUCUCCUCCCGGAUGUCUGACUCCUUAACCGGAAACGACACAGACACCAACUCUCGAAUGAGCAGGCCCCCUCCACUCCCUAGUUUCACCUCUGAGACCCUAGAAGGCCUUCUCAGUCCCACAAGCUCAUCUCUGGACAUCCACAGGUCUUUCGCCAAUGCUAAUGACUCCCCAUCCAAGCUCAGCCAGAGGCUGGGUGGUAUGGGUUCAAAUGGCAACAUGGGCUCUUCGGGCUCUAUCAGUCUGGGUCUGCAGAGGAACUUCAGUAACAAAGGCCUGAACUCACCACUGUUCAACAUAGGGUCCCCCCAUGGAGGGUCUGUCCAUGGAGGAUCUCACUUCAGUCCAGAGCCUGAGAAGAACCUGGUGUCCAAGUACAGGGCUUUCCCUGACGCCUAUCUCACCAAGGAGAAAGAACAUGGAAAGCUCAACCCUCGGCCAGGAAAGAUGUUCAUCUUUAAUCGGCCAGGGAUGUGUGGCCAGCGGAUUGAGGUGCAGAGUGAUGUCAUUGAUGCCACACCCUGGCAACUACAGGAGACAAUCUCUAUCAGGGUUGUCAGAGGAGGCUGGGUCUUGUACGAGAAGCCCAACUUCAAAGGGGAGAAGAUAGCUCUGGACGAGGGGGACAUAGAGCUCACCUAUCCCUUCGACCCCCCUGAGGAGGAGGAGGAACAACAAUCACAGCGGAAUGGAGAGAACGGACAGAAUGGACAGAAGGUGGGAGGAGAAGAAGUGGUGGCGGCCAAGCCGGACAGGAGGUUCAUCAUAGGAUCAGUACGAAGAGCAGUCAGGGACUACAGUGUGCCAGAGAUCAGUCUGUUCCCAGAGGAGAAUGCAGAGGGGAAGAAGGUGAUCUUCAGAGACACGUCAGAUGACGCCAGGAUAUUCGGCUUCCCCAUCAAAGCCAACUCCAUCAUCAUCAACGCUGGACUAUGGCUGGUGUAUGCUCAGCCUUUCUUCCAGGGCGUACCACGUGUUCUGGAGGUCGGGGGGUUCCCCAACCCUGCAGCCUGGGGCGUGGAACAACCCUACGUGGGCUCAGUGCACCCUCUCAAAAUCGGUGAACCAAGAGUGGAGAAACCUGGUGAGCCCAAGCUGGUGCUCUAUGACAAGCCCUACUUCACUGGGAAGAGCAGGGUAAUCUACACCAACAUGAGAGACUUCAUGACCAGAAUGGACAGACGGCAGACUGCCUUCAUGUGCAGCGCUGGAUCCAUCAAAGUACAGGGAGGCUGCUGGGUGGGCUAUGAGAAGGAGGGUUUCCGAGGCCACCAGUAUCUGUUGGAGGAGGGAGAGUACCACGACUGGAGGGUGUGGGGGGGCUGCGAUGCUGAGCUGCGCUCUGUCAGAGUCAUACGAGCGGACCUGACAGAGCCCAUGUUGGUAAUGUAUGCGCAGCCUGACGAGGAGGAGGUGGAGCAGGAGAACACCUUUGAGGUGACCGAGGCCAUUCCUGACGUGGAGCUGUUUGGCUACCGUACCACCACGUGCUCCAUCCACGUCCUCAGUGGAGCAUGGAUAGCCUACUCUCACGUGGACUUCUCUGGUGACCAGUAUAUCCUGGAGAAAGGUUUCUACAGUAACUCUGCUGACUGGGGCUCUUCAGACAACCACAUCUGCUCUGUCCAGCCCAUCUUACAGGCUCCAAGUGAAAACCAGGGCAGCGUCAGAAGUGUGGUGAUGCUGUACACAGAGCCAUAUUUCCAGGGUGAAUGCCAUGUGUGUGACAAGAACCAGGAGUCCCUCUCUGAUAAACUCAUCGCCAAGUCCUGCAGAGUGGUGGGAGGAAGUUGGGUGGUGUACGAGGGCCGUGAGUUUUCAGGGAACCUGUACAUCCUGUCAGAAGGAGACUACCCCAACUUCACCAGCAUGGGCUGUCCUCCGAACUGUGUCAUACUUUCACUGAAGACUGUCCCACUGGUAUUCUCAGUGCCCUCCGUCUCACUGUUUGGUCUGGAGUGUUUGGAGGGCAGGGAGAUCACAGUGGACACAGAGGUGGUCAAUAUGCUGGAGGAGGGCUACAACAACCAUCUACUCUCUGUCAGAGUCAACCGAGGCUGCUGGGUGAUGUGUGAGCACAGUAACUACAGGGGACGGCAGUUCCUAUUAGAACCCAUUGAAAUCACCAACUGGCCCAAAUUCAGUCAGAUUUUCACCAUUGGCUCAAUGUACCCAGUACGACAGAGGCGGCACUUCUUCCGCAUCAAGAGCAAGGAGCGAGGUCACUUCCUGUCCAUCCAGGGCGGCGUAGAGGAAAUUAAGUCGGGACGCGUGGUUGUGACCGAGCAGGUGGAGGGCAUGAGCGACAUCUGGUUCUACCAGGAGGGCCUCAUCAAGAACAAGUUGGCUCCUGCUAUGAGCCUGCAGGUGAUGGGGAACGUGGAGGCGGGGGCUAAGGUGGUGCUGUGGUCAGAGACCCGGCAGCCUGUCCAGACCUGGUCAGCCCAGAUGAGAGGCACCAUCUGCAGCCUCACCUUCCCUGGCAUGGUAUUGGACAUCAAGGGUGGCAAGCAGUACGACAGAGACCAUGUGGUGAUUUUACCAGAGAGUGAGGAGAGGCCUUGCCAACAGUGGGAGCUGGAGCUGCUGUAACCUUCCAAUAACCUUCCCUCAACCCACACCCUUCACCCGCUCCUCCAAUACAAUACAUUACAAUAUCCCCAACCCCUCAGAACUCCUGCUUUUGAGCCUGUGGACAUGGCCUUUAGGAAUCACCACAGACUUAACCUUGUGUAAUCAUCGUCAGGCACUCUCAAGAGGAUCUGAGAACAUCUUCAUUGCAGUUAAAGGGUUUUUCUUUAAUACCGUGAAGAUUCAUAUGAGGAUUUACUUUUUUGCCUGAAUGUGAGGACAGCAGCAUACGUACGACUCAACAAUAAACAACCAGUGCCUUUAGAUGUGGUCAACUGGAGAGGAUGGGAAGGGUAGUGCUUAUUUUCCCCUCCCUUAAAAUUGGGUUAUUCUAUUUACAGACAUUCUCCCCUCUCAGAUUCUUCCUUGACUUGGAUGGUAUGCCCCGGCUUAGCACACACAGUAGUGGACGGAACCAUUCACUUGAACCCACCAUUGAUUAUUGGGGAGGUCAAGUUAGAUCUACUAUAUGGUGCAUCAUCUGUGGCUACAAGCAGUAUAUUUAAGAUGUAUUCAUGAAGGAAGCCAAAUCUAUGCACAUUAUUUUCUGAAUUGGCUUAUUUUUGUAUUUUAUUUGUAUUUUGUUUGACUAUGUAAUUUACUACGUUUUGGGAAAACAUUGGAUGGGGAGUGUAUUCUUUAUGCAGUAUAAUACAUACACAAUACAUAUAAUAAUGUAUGAUGCAGUGCAAUGACCCUGUG
Messenger RNA from Coregonus clupeaformis (lake whitefish), 6926 nucleotides. RefSeq names its product beta/gamma crystallin domain-containing protein 1-like. The transcript is spliced from 20 exons. Bases 6 to 6185 code for a protein of 2059 amino acids. The record is from RefSeq and is a predicted model, not a curated record. NCBI's taxonomy places the organism in Eukaryota, Metazoa, Chordata, Actinopteri, Salmoniformes, Salmonidae.